GUAGGUAGGACUUGAAACUGUACGAACCUUGAAACGCAUGUGGAAGGUACCUAGUCAGGUACGUACUGUACGUACUGAGCUGUACACGGCACGGGCAGCAUGAGCUCGUACCUUCCUUGGUGGGAUGUUUAAUGGAACACCUUGUUCUUGUCUUUUCAGGUGAUCACAAACGCCGGAAUUAUUUAAUCUUUUUAAUCUUUUAAACAUUCACGAGCGCCAACCUCAGACCUACGCCAUCCAUAUCACCGGAUCAUUCAAUGGGUCAACUGGACGGGUUGCCGCGCAGCCUGACAAGGCCAGAAACAUUAUUCCUUUCUUGACACGUAUGCUUACGUUCAUAGAAGCAUAAUUGUCACGUACCUAUUCUAGGUAGAUUAACAAUAUCUCUUCGUCGCUCUUUAGGCAAAUGUCACACUUCUUCCCAUCUUCCGACGACUCAUCCUGCUCAGCUUCCUGUAAAGACGACGCACUCUUCUCUUUCGGCAUGGGGCCCCAAAUUCUGGUCUUCACGACCAUCGCCGUCGCUUGCACUCCCUUCGCUGUAUUAAUAUGGUGGAAUUACUUCCUACCUCUACUCCUUCGCGCCUUUUCAUUCACCUUUGGAAGAAGCUUGGGAUGGUGUUUGAAAAAAGGAGCCGAAGGUCGCCGUUCCCUACUUGUCCACGCCACUGCCGAAAAUGAGGCCAAAUACAGAGAGAGCAAAGCUCAGGAAAAAGACGACAAUGCUAGUAGUGGCGAUGAGAGCUGGGAGAAUAUUGAAGCUUCUAUAGCUGGUUCUUCCGGCAAUGGAGAGAAGGGUAGUCGAGAAUGGGAUGGUAUUGUGGGCUUCUUUCACCCCUUCUGCAAUGCUGGAGGAGGUGGUGAGCGAGUCUUGUGGGCUGCAGUUCGUGCUACCCAGAAGAGAUGGCCCAAUGCCAAGAUCGUUGUGUACACAGGCGACCACGAUGUAACAAAAGAGAAUAUGCUCGCUCGCGUCAAGAACACCUUCAGUAUCGACAUCCACCCCCCUACGAUCCACUUCAUCUACAUAUCAACUCGACACUGGGUUCUCGCUUCUACGUGGCCUCACAUGACUUUGCUAGGACAAUCAGUUGGAUCUUUAUUUAUGGGCUUGGAUGCUCUAUCUCUUCUAGUUCCCGAUAUCUUCGUCGACACCGUAGGAUAUGCCUUCGUCCUUGGUCUAUGCAAGAUCCUGUUCCCUGAGAUGCCAACUGCCGCUUAUGUACAUUACCCUACUAUUUCCACCGACAUGCUCGACUCUCUCGACCCCAAGACCAAAGUUGGAAGCCAAGGUGUCAAUGCCGGAAAAGGGGUUGGGUUCAAGGGCUUCCUUAAGAGGCACUACUGGAAAGUCUUUGCCAACAUCUACUCUUGGAUGGGUGCUUCCGUCGAUGUAGUUAUGACGAAUUCUACUUGGACUCAAGCACAUAUCCAAUCUUUAUGGGGACCGCGUCGAAACCGAAGGGGUAAAAGCCACCCUAUCGCCGUUGUGUAUCCGCCAUGCGCUGUCCACGAGAUCGAACGAGCAGUCGAGAUAUCCGAAGAGAGCGAAAAGAGACGCCAAAAGUAUUUGGUGUACAUCGCUCAAUUCCGACCCGAGAAGAACCAUCAACUCAUUUUGCAGUCCUUUGCAGAAUUUGUCAAGACCGGUACCGAUUCUGCAAAAGCAGCCAAAUUGGUCCUCCUCGGUAGCGUUAGAGACGACAACGACUCGCGACGUGUGUACAAGCUUCGUCUGCUAGUCAACGAGCUUCACAUCAAGGACCAGGUAAUAUUCCAGCUUGAUGCUCCGUGGUCUGAGAUUCUUCAGUGGCUUGGCAAGGCUUUCGUGGGGGUGAACGGAAUGUGGAAUGAGCAUUUCGGAAUCGGCGUGGUUGAAUAUCUCGCGGCAGGCUUGAUCUCUGUCGUUCAUAACAGCGGAGGACCGAAACUAGAUAUUGUCACCGAUGUCGACGGUCAACCUACAGGUUACCACGCCUCAACUACUUCAGAGUUUGCCGAGGGCUUCGAGAAGGCUCUUUCGCACCCUGACCCCCUCUCGGUCAGACGCAGAGCCCGCUUGUCUUCCAGGCGAUUCACUGAAGAGGAGUUCGCUAGAAGAUGGCUGGCCGAGCUAGAGAAGCUUGUUGCGAUGAAGUUGUGAAAUACCCCGCCAGUCCCAUCCCUCUCAAUUACUACCACCUCAUUCCCCUUACAUAGAUAUAGACCCACAUCCGAUACCCCCAGGAUUAUACGGUGGGAGGCAGGCUCGGAGUUCGCGUUGCGUUGCGUUGUGUUACCCACCAAAGGGGAGAGAGGCGUGGAGGAUACCAUGGAAUAAGGAGGUGUCGCCCAGGUAUCCGCAAAUACGUAUAAAUACAAAUAAAAAGUGUUUUCAGACGUAAACGUGUCCCAUGUUCUCAUUGCGUAGUAGAAUCCCUACGUUGGCUAC
This is a messenger RNA of Annulohypoxylon truncatum, 2431 nucleotides long. RefSeq names its product glycosyltransferase family 4 protein. The transcript is spliced from 3 exons. Gene Ontology annotation, cellular component: endoplasmic reticulum membrane. NCBI's taxonomy places the organism in Eukaryota, Fungi, Ascomycota, Sordariomycetes, Xylariales, Hypoxylaceae. The record is from RefSeq and is a predicted model, not a curated record. Gene Ontology annotation, biological process: protein N-linked glycosylation. The coding region runs from base 407 to 2143 and encodes 578 amino acids. Gene Ontology annotation, molecular function: GDP-Man:Man(3)GlcNAc(2)-PP-Dol alpha-1,2-mannosyltransferase activity.